ACACUUCUAGAAAGAACCCUCUCUCUCUCUCUCUCUCUUUCUCUCUGUCCUUCUUCUCUUUCUUUAUAAGCUUCCCUUCAGCUAAUUCCUUUGGAAAUCUCUUUGUGUACACGAAAUCAAUCGCAAGUCCGGUCAUCGGCGUUAUGGUUUCAUCCUCUGUUUCUGUGUGAGAUAUGGAUAACUCCGACGGCUCCUCCGUCAUCUUCCUCUCCGGUUUCUACUGCUGGGGCUGGGAAUUCCUCACCGCUCUCCUCCUCUUCAGCCGUUGAUCAUCAUCAUAUCAUAUCGAUCAUCCCCCACCACCAAAGUAUUCUCAAUUAGAGGGCCAGAAGCCAAUUUCGUUCUUUUUCUUUUUUUCCGCCGAUCGAGUCUUUUAGGAGCCAAGUAUAUUUAGCAUAUGGGCAUCCAGCCGCAGCAGCAGAGAUCGGCGCCGGCGCCGUUCCUGACGAAGACGUACCAGCUGGUGGACGACCCGGGCACCGACAAGGUCGUGUCGUGGGACGAGUCCGGGGCCACCUUCGUGGUGUGGAACACGGCGGAGUUCGCCGGGGACUUGCUCCCUAACUACUUCAAGCACAACAACUUCUCCAGCUUCGUCCGGCAGCUCAACACCUACGGAUUUAGGAAGAUUGCUCCCGACAAGUGGGAAUUCGCCAACGACAACUUCAAGCGCGACCACAAGGAGCUCCUCACCGGGAUCCGCCGGCGCAAGGCCGUUCCAACGCCUCCCCAGUCCGCCGCAGCGGCGGCGUCGAACUCCGGCGAUGACCAGGGUUCCUCCUCGACGUCGUCCCCGGACUCCAAGAGCCCGGGGUCGGCCAACACGUCCGCGUUGACCUCCCAGUUUGCUGACCUGACGGACGAGAACGAGAAGCUGAAGAGGGAGAAGGAGCAGCUGAGCACUGAGCUGGCGCAGACGAAGAAGCAGUGCGACGAGAUGGUCGCCUUCCUGACGGGGUACCUCAAGGUGGCCCCGGAUCAGAUCAGCCUCAUCAUGCGGCAAGGGGCCGGCGGGGCUGCCCGGGACGGAGGAGAAGAGGGCUUGAAGUUGAAGCUGUUUGGCGUUUGGUUGGAUGAGGGCAAAGAACAGAACAAGAAGAAGAGGGAAAGGGAGGAAAAGGUUGGGCUGACUGGACCCGGUGGCCCGGAGGAAAUGAGGGCCUUCGACCUUCAUCCUCACCCGCCACUAAAGAGCAGCAAGGUCUGCAACUGAUGGGUGCAAUUACCGUUAUACCCGCCCAAUUAAGUCUCGAUUGCCCGCGAUAGUCUAUUUUCGAUGGUUAACAGCCCAAGCUACCAAAGUGUUACGAGUUGCAACUUGUCCUGAAUACGCGAGGGUCACUGCUGGCUAGCUCGUCACACGACACUGACGGCGUAUUAGUGAUCUGAAUAUAAUAGGAGGUUGCGAUGAAUCGGUUACAUAGAUUUAGUGCAAGACAUGGAAAACUAGGACAAAAGUUGAUCAUAGGAGGUCAAUGGCUCUACUGUUGGUAGGAGGGAGAAAAGACUCCCUUCACCGAAAUUAUUCAUUUCUAUUUGCAUAAAUUGUAAUAAUAAGGGUGUAAGUGUCACAGGUGAACACAGUUGUGUCCGAUCAUUGGGGUGGAGAAGCAGAUCAAGAAGAUCAAAAGCAAAUGGGUCUUCAUGCUCCUUGUAUAUCCACAGCAUUAUAGUGUAAGAAAUUAUGAUAUGAUUAAUUAUAUUUCUUCUUAAUUGUAACGGUUUAAACUUUUCAAUUAGUCUGA
Punica granatum (pomegranate) is the source of this 1745-nucleotide messenger RNA. The record is from RefSeq and is a predicted model, not a curated record. NCBI's taxonomy places the organism in Eukaryota, Viridiplantae, Streptophyta, Magnoliopsida, Myrtales, Lythraceae.